Cynocephalus volans (Philippine flying lemur) is the source of this 2859-nucleotide messenger RNA. RefSeq names its product ADAM metallopeptidase domain 7 (gene ADAM7). Gene Ontology annotation, cellular component: plasma membrane. Gene Ontology annotation, molecular function: metalloendopeptidase activity. The transcript is spliced from 25 exons. Bases 1 to 2859 code for a protein of 952 amino acids. The record is from RefSeq and is a predicted model, not a curated record. Gene Ontology annotation, biological process: proteolysis. NCBI's taxonomy places the organism in Eukaryota, Metazoa, Chordata, Mammalia, Dermoptera, Cynocephalidae.
AUGUUCCCUGGGUAUAUAUUUUUGAUGACUUUACUCAUUUCUCAGAUUACAGAAAAAGUAAUCCUUGGAGUAGAGGAUCAAAAACUGGUUCGUCCUAAAAGGCUUCCUCUGAUACAGAAGCGAGAUGUUGGACAUACCCAUGGUUAUGACAUACCGGAAGCUUAUGAAGAAGAAUUGCUGUAUGAAAUAAGACUAAAUAGAAAAAUCUUAAUACUUCAUCUUCUAAGAUCAAGGGAGUUCCUAGCCUCGAAUUACAGUGAAACACACUACACUACAGCAGGCGAAGCCAUCACCAGGCACCCUCAGAUCAUGGAUCACUGCUUUUACCAAGGAUCCAUUAUACAUGAAUUUGAUUCUGCUGCCAGUAUCAGCACAUGUAAUGGUCUGAGGGGAUUCUUCAGAGUAAAUGACCAAAGGUACCUCAUUGAACCAAUGAAAUACUCAGAUGAGGGAGAACAUUUGGUGUUCAAAUAUAACCCACGGGUCCCAUAUGCUGCCAAUUAUUCUUGUGCAGAGCACAAUUUUACAAGGAAGACUGUUCCAAGGGAUACUAAACUGAAGGAGGACUCCAAAAUUGAAAGCAUCCAUCAUGAAAAGUAUGUUGAACUGUUCAUUGUUGCUGAUGAUAAUGUGUAUCGCAGGAAUAGUCAUCCUUACAGUAAACUAAGGAAUCGAAUUUGGGGAAUGGUCAAUUUUGUCAACAUGAUUUAUAAAACCUUGAAUAUUCAUGUGACAUUGGUUGGCCUUGAAAUAUGGACAAAGGGAGAUAAAAUAGAAAUAGAUUCAAAUAUAGAAACUACCUUAUUGCGUUUCUCAAGUUGGCAAGAAACAAUCCUUAAACACAGGAAGAAUUAUGAUCAUGUUCUGUUACUCAGUGGGAAGUGGCUCUACACACAUGCGCAAGGAAUGUCUUACCCAGGAAGUAUGUGCCUGCCCUAUUAUUCCUCCAGUGUCAUUAAGGAUCUUUUACCUGACAUAAACAUAGUUGCAAACAGAAUGGCCCAUCAGUUGGGGCAUAACCUUGGGAUGCGGCAUGACGAGUUCCCAUGCACCUGUCCAUUUGGAAAAUGCGUGAUGGAUAGUGGUGGAAGCAUUCCUGCAGUAAAAUUCAGUAAAUGCAGCCAAAUCCAGUACCAUCGAUACUUGAGGGAUUCUAAGCCAACGUGCAUGCUCAAUGUUCCAUUUCCUGACAAAUUCAACUAUUUCCCAUACUGUGGAAAUAAAAUGCUGGACGAUGGAGAAGAAUGUGAUUGUGGCCCUGUGCAGGAGUGUACUAAUCCUUGCUGUGAUGCACACAAAUGUGUACUGAAGCCAGGAUUUACUUGUGCAGAAGGAGAAUGUUGUGAAUCUUGUCAGUUGAAAAAAGCAGGGUCCAUAUGCAGACCAGCAAAAGAUGAAUGUGAUUUUCCUGAAGUGUGUACUGGCCACUCUUCUGGAUGUCCUAAGGACCAAUUCCAAGUCAAUGGAUCUCCUUGCAAGAACUCAGAAGGCUACUGUUUCAUGGGAAAAUGUCCCACCCGGAGUGUUCAGUGCUCUGAAUUAUUUGAUGAUGGGGCAAAAGAGAGUCAUGAUAUCUGCUACCAGAUAAAUAAAAAAGGAAAUAAAUUUGGAUACUGCAAAAACAAGGAAAACAAAUUUGUUCCCUGUGAAGAGAAAGACGUACGAUGUGGAAAGAUAUACUGUAUUGGAGGACAACAUUCAUCCCUCCUUGGGGAAGACAAGACCUAUUACCUUAAGAAUUCGCAGCAGAAUGUCACUAUCAAAUGCAAAACCAUUUUUUUACACCACAAUUCUGAAGAUAUUGGCUUAGUUGCUUCUGGAACAAAAUGUGGAGAUGGAAUGGUGUGCAGCAGUGGUGAAUGUGUAAAUGUUGAAAAGGUCUACAAUUCAACUAAUUGCCCCUUUCAUUGUGAAGAAAAUGCUGUGCAUGGCCAUGAACUCGACUGCCAGUGUGAAGAAGUACAGGCACCUGUACACUGGGAAGAACCCAUAAAUGUUACCAAUGUUGUCAUCUUGGUUGUUGUGUUUGUCCUGGUUGUUACUUGUGUUGGAGCUGUCACAUUUUUAAUUCGUUACCAAAAAUGUAUUAAGUUGAAGCAAAUUCAGAGCUUGCCUAGAGAUACACUGGGAGUGGAGAAUAAAGGAUACUUUGGUGAAGAGCAGCAGACAAGGACUGAGCCAAUCUUGCCAGAUAUUCAUCCCCUGCAUAAAUCUGCAAGCAAAGAGCCAAGAGGAAUGACAGAUCCCAAUCAAAGUGCCACGGUGGAAUGCAGCGAUGGUGAUACAAAGCGAAACAAAAACCUUCACCCACCUGACCGACCACCAGCAUCCCCAGUAUAUAACAUCGAUUAUUCUCAAGUUAUCAACCAUCUCUGCAUGGCCAUUCUGCCUUUCUCUCAAGGCAUUGUCCUGUCAGAUGAUUAUAGAAUUCAAAAGCUCAUAUUGCAUGUGCUAAAAUUGAAUGCAGCUGCCUCACUCUACUGGGACCCUCAGCUUCACCUCUCCAGCUUAGGGAACUCCCUGGGCUCUGCCUCGAUGGCCCCUCCUCUGUCCUGCAGCCUGGAAACCCUUAAGACAGUGACUUUGGGAUACCCUAGAGUUCAGCUACUGCAUUCACAGUCCCUCAGGGUCACCAUCCUUCAUUGCCCUGCUCCUAAUCACAACACUCCUCCCAAGCACGAAACAAAAAGUGUGCCUCACGCCUAUGGAUACAGCGAGGCACAGCUGAUGGGGACAAGAGGAGGGAACAUUCUCAGUUCCAGUAACAAAAGUAGAGCGCAAGGGAGGACGAUGGAGAAACCAGUAGAAGCCAAGCCAAUUCUUCCAUUAUGGCACAUGUGGAAAUCUUUACGUCUUUAG